This is a messenger RNA of Lotus japonicus, 1124 nucleotides long. Its product is annotated as auxin-responsive protein SAUR36. Bases 453 to 938 code for a protein of 161 amino acids. The record is from RefSeq and is a predicted model, not a curated record. NCBI's taxonomy places the organism in Eukaryota, Viridiplantae, Streptophyta, Magnoliopsida, Fabales, Fabaceae. The transcript has a single exon. Gene Ontology annotation, biological process: response to auxin.
AAAGAUAUAUUCUAGUCUCUCUCUUUAUCAAUAGUGCCCAAAAUAUUGCGCCACAUCACAUGACCUUGCAACACCUCCAUUGAUAUUGGUCCCUUCCAUGUGGCUUCCUCCAUUUGAUUCUCCCCUUCUUUAAAACUCUAACAACCCUUCAUUUCUCCACUUCACAACCUCUUCAAUUGCAACUCCAUCUUCUUAGGAACUCACCCCUUUGAGACCCAUAAAAAAGUUGGGAUCUCUUGAGGUUUCUGAAUGAAAAAUCACUUUUGAGGUUUCAUUCACAACCAAGCCAAACAUGCCCUUAUGCCUUACCUCUCUCUGAGAUUUAUUUCACCCACCGCAGAUCCAUGGCACCUGUCAUAAGCCUCACCACAUGUUAGCAAACCCCUCCUCCUUCUAGAACUAUUUCCUUUCAUUUCUCCGACAGAAACCUUCACUGUUUUCAGCAAAACAUCAUGCGAUUCAAGCUCGGCAAGCGCGUGACCCGGGUCACAAAAUGGAUCUUCAGGAGGUUCAAGACCCGACCCGGAUACCGCCGAUUGAAUCCAUCUCCGGCGAGAAUCGGCAACGGAAGCACCAUGGCGAAGCUUCUCACGUGGGGACGGAAGCUAACGAAGGGAGCGAAAUCCCUCUGCGCGAGAAACGGGUCGGGUUACAUUCCGGUUGAAUCCGAAAAGACCCCGGCGGCGGUGCCAAAGGGGCAUCUGGCGGUGUACGUGGGGCAGAAAGACGGGGAGUUUCACCGCGUUCUGGUGCCGGUGGUGUACUGCAACCACCCUUUGUUCAGUGAUUUGCUGAGGGAAGCGGAGAGGGAGUACGGGUUUCACCACCCGGGUGGGAUCACGAUUCCUUGCCGGGUCACCGAGUUUGAACGUGUCAAGACCCGAAUUGAGUCCGGGUCGGGUGGCCGUGGCGGUUUGGUGCGGCGGCGACUUUGUUGACUGUUGAUGGGUAAGUAGUGAUGUUGACGAAAGAUAAAUGUUAGAGUUGAUGGUGACUGAGGAAUUCUUUUGGAUCUUUUGUUGUUUUUCUGGAUUAGAUUGUAGUUGGAUUAGAAUUUAGAACACCUCGUGUAAAUGGAAUUUUGGAUGUAAAGUAUGAAUAGAUGUUUCAUUUUCAAAUUUCAA